Molecule: messenger RNA, 953 nt
Organism: Aureobasidium pullulans EXF-150
Lineage: Eukaryota; Fungi; Ascomycota; Dothideomycetes; Dothideales; Saccotheciaceae
Exons: 2
Coding region: 269-529 (86 amino acids)
Source: RefSeq, a predicted model, not a curated record
UUUUGACUCGAAUCCAUCGCUCUGUAUGAGGUUGCUCCAGCAGAGUCAAUCCUACCUCCCCGAUCCAAUCAUCACAGCCAACAAGCCAACUCGGCAUGAUUUGGAUUCCACAAAAUCACCUUCCCGUCAUCAGUCUUCACCAAAACGCACAGCAAAACACCAAAAUUCCCUCAAAGGCAGUUCUUAGAUUUACGCCUACGACUCCGGUCCACAAAUCUAGCCCCAGAUUUUCCAACAGCUUUCUCCACGUUCGGUCGUUUCUAUUUCGAUGCUCCGAGCAUCCGAUUCGCUGACGUCUGCUUGUGCCUGGAUGAGCGUCAGGUACACGUAUGGCCGUCCCGCCGAUCACCUUCAACUUCAAUCGACAUCGACUUCUGUUGGGCGAGUCGUCCUCGGGUGCCUGAAGAUCUCCAAUACACUGCCAGUACUCCCGUUGAUGCAGUCUCAGCCAGGCUCUUCUGCAAAAACAAAUCGAAAGAGUUUGGGAACAAUUGUUGGACAGAAAGAAGUGGACAAUGUGGGCUUUUAGGUCACUCUGUACCUGCUAUGUGGAAAGCAUAUUCUGCAUUUCCCCUCAGUUGACCUUGGGCCGGUUAAGGAAAAAACUCUUGUUGCAUCCAGCUACCCCAAUCGGCUAGGAUGUUCCCGCGGUUUGACAGAAGCUUUCCCCCGGACCCGUCUGCUUAAUCCAAGCCACCGUGCUUGACUCUUGCUUAGCAUCAUAGGCUGAACCAUGUGCCUUUCUUCCCGGCAACACUACACACUUGUUGAGUGUUGAUCGCAGAUGGCUUCAGCUUCCAAACACGAGGAGGAAGCAAAGAUCCUUGCCUUUGCCGAGAAGUCCCUUCCAAGCUUCAGAUUUAAGAAGUCUGCCUUUCUCCCUCCAACUUGGUUUUCUACAUCGACAACUCUCCCGUUCACUCGACACAGAAGAUGAAGAACGUAUACACAAC